CAGAGGACAAUGUCCCGCAAACUAUUUUUUGUUUUGGUCAUGCUGGUGUGCGCUGCUCCAGAAGACUUUUUUUAUAAAUAUGAGUGGGCCAUCAGCAAAAGGUGCCUCUUUGCAUGUGAUAAAGUAUGUCCAUUUCGGGCCAUACGUAGGAUAAAUGGAUACUUAUAUUUUCGUGACCGGAAAUGCAUGGACUGCUUUUAUAAAUGUGCAAGAGAAAAAGAACAAAAAGGGUCAACUCCAAAAUCCGUACAAGAGAUGUCUCAAUAAGUCCGAGGAUCCUUUAUGAAUUUGUAACUAUUCGUAUAUUUUUUGCAAAUCCGUAGGUAGAUGCUUUUGUGCCUCCGUAACUAUUACAUGGAAAAAUCGAUGUAUUCCCGAUAUUUGCAUAAACAUUUGCCUGUAGC
This is a messenger RNA of Cylicocyclus nassatus, 404 nucleotides long. The record is from the annotation of a GenBank genome assembly. NCBI's taxonomy places the organism in Eukaryota, Metazoa, Nematoda, Chromadorea, Rhabditida, Strongylidae.